This is a messenger RNA of Neoarius graeffei (lesser salmon catfish), 1674 nucleotides long. RefSeq names its product zinc finger protein. The coding region runs from base 120 to 833 and encodes 237 amino acids. Gene Ontology annotation, molecular function: nucleic acid binding; zinc ion binding. The transcript has 7 exons. Lineage: Eukaryota; Metazoa; Chordata; Actinopteri; Siluriformes; Ariidae. The record is from RefSeq and is a predicted model, not a curated record.
AGCAUGCCGUAGAGCUGCACUGACCAACUCAAAGUUUGCCGCGCAGUCAGGCGGAUGAGCAGCGCUGCGAAUCUGAAGCGCUUUCUGCAGGAAACAACAGCGGAGCGGACGGAGGCAAGAUGAAAUCCGCAGGGGUUGGCGAUGGAGGACUCUUCACAGAGAGCUACUGUAACAUCUGCAAUGCUCAGCUCAUCUCUGAGUCACAGCGUGUUGCGCACUAUGAGAGCAAGAAACAUGCCAACAAAGUGCGUCUAUUCUACAUGCUCCACCCAGAAGAUGGUGGUCCUCCUUCUAAAAGACUGAGACCAGACAAUCCGGACAGUGCUGAGAAUGAGGUGGACAGGAACAAAUGCUGCACACUCUGCAAUAUGUUCUUCACAUCUGCCAUCGUGGCUCAGUCGCACUACCAGGGUAAAACACAUGCUAAGAGAGUACGCCUUGUUCUGGGAGAGCAGCCCAGCUUACCUACCCCCACAGAUUCAACUGCAAGCACCCCUCAGACCACAGACCCACCACCACCACCUUCACCCUCAUGGCCCUCCAUGGGCAACAACGGAGAAGCAGGCAAGUACUGCUGCCUGUGUGGUGCCUGGUUCAACAAUCCACUGAUGGCCCAGCAACAUUAUGAAGGCAAGAAGCACAAAAGAAAUGCAGCGAGGGCACGGCUCCUGGAACAGCUGGCAGGCAGUCUGGAUGCUGCCGAGAGCACAGGCCUGCGCAGCAGUUACUCGUGCAGCAUGUGUAACUUGGUUCUGAACUCCAUUGAGCAGUACUAUGCACACCUCCAGGGCUCAAAGCACCAAAACAAUCUUAAACAACAACAUCAAGAAUGAAAGUUAUUGCUGGAUGUCUUGGAGGCACUGCUACUGAAGCACUGAUGAAAACAGGAAAUGGAUGUACUUGCAAGCAUUUGUGGAGCUGCACAGGCAUUAAAAAGACACCUCGGACAAUACCUCUAUCUCUCACUGAGUUUCUGAAUACCUUGGAGGCUCCUCGACUGUUUUGUGCUUUAUGUUUGUAUUCUAGGUCAGUGUAAACUCAACUGUCAUGAGCUGGGAAUAGACACUGUUAUCCUGCAGGACUACAGUAUGAACUUCAUGUCAGAUUGAUGUCAAUAUGCGUUACAGUGGUUCUGAAAAUCACAAUGGCAUUCAUUGUAUACAAGCACUGGCCUGAAAAGACAGGGUCACUGAGUAUUUUCUUACAUUCACAAAUUCUAUAUAAUUAAUAUAAGUAUGUAAUUAUCGAUAAUAUUUACAAUAUGUUCUUUAAAACCUGCAAUCACUGCUUUGGUGGACUGUUUAGGCAUUUCAGAAUGGAAAAAAAGCACAAAGAACAGGAGUCUGGUCUUUUAAUGACUGCAUAUUCUUCUGUAAUUGUCUUGCCUGUGUUUAAAUGUUGCUAGUAAUGGUCAGUGGUAAAGCAAAUAUACUGCUUAUAUGGGAAUUAUAGCACAGAAUUGGACAAAGACAAGAUUCACACACGGAUCAAGUUUUCUCUUUAACAAACCUAUUCAGUAUAAACCAUAUUUAAUAUGAGGAAAACAUUCCUACAGUUCUCUGCAAAGAGUGGAUUUAGAACUACUGGGUGUAUGAAGAUCUGCCUUAUUUUCUGACCCAACAGAUUCAUCAUUACUAAUGUAAGUACUUUCCUUCAUAUUAGUGUUUAGAGGAA